AUUGGUUUUUCAACAACUCGUCCCGUAUCGCACAAAAUCCCUUUGAUCAGAACACUUUCUCUCCAAAGUUCGAACAUAACACCUACAUGAAAAUUCUCAACACCUCAUCCUGUUCCUCCUGGCAGAACUUUCAAUCUACCUAAGCAACAAAGUCGCCACCUCUUCAAACAUGGCAACUACAGAACCCUCAUCAUACGCGGCCGACAUCCUCUCAGAACCCAUAGUCAAAACCACCGAGACAAUACAUGUAGAAUUGACUCCCCACGACUUGGAUUCACUAGCAGCAACACGCUUCGUGCGAUCCCCCUCAGCCGGCGCAACCGUCCUCUUCAUCGGCACAACACGCGACUCUUUUAAUGGCCUACCCGUUAGUUCCCUUGCCUAUACAUCUUACCCACCUCUUGCGAUCAACACCCUCUCCACCAUCGCCCAAGCUAUCCUCACCAAGCACCAAUGCACGAAGAUCGCUAUAGUGCAUAAGUUGGGUGAGUGCCCGAUUGGUGAGGAGAGCAUUGUGAUUGCGGUUAGCGCACCGCAUCGCCAGGCUGCGUGGCGGGCAGGUGAGGAGGCGCUCGAGGAGACGAAGGCUAAGGCGGAGAUUUGGAAAUUGGAGAGGUUUGAGGGUGGGGAUGGAGUGUGGAGGGCGAAUCGGGAUGGGGUUAUGGGAGUUAAAAUCGAUGAAGGGGGAAAGAAGGGGGAGUAGAGAUGUUACUUCCACAGAUGCUGAUGUCAAGGGGUUUGAACAGGAGCCAUAGCGAUUGGAGUGGGUGGUGGACGUAGCCAGAUUGGAGCAACGAGGAGUCUCCAGUCGCGGUAGAAAAAGUGUAUAACGAUGCUCCUGUUAAGGAUGAGCAAGUUGGGAUGAAUGCGAUACGAGAAGCUAAAACAUCGGAGGUCACCUUUGUUUGCGACACAAGAACUACGCGAUGCAUCAUGUUCUUCUCUACUGAUUGUCGUUCAAUGGUAUGAACAGAAGUAGCAUUUCGACCAAGGUCUUCACUAAGUCUAAUAGUACUAUAACAUUUCAUUCGUAAGAACCU
Messenger RNA from Cucurbitaria berberidis CBS 394.84, 1040 nucleotides. RefSeq names its product MoaE-domain-containing protein. The transcript is spliced from 2 exons. The record is from RefSeq and is a predicted model, not a curated record. Gene Ontology annotation, molecular function: molybdopterin synthase activity. Lineage: Eukaryota; Fungi; Ascomycota; Dothideomycetes; Pleosporales; Cucurbitariaceae. The coding region runs from base 170 to 703 and encodes 177 amino acids. Gene Ontology annotation, cellular component: cytosol. Gene Ontology annotation, biological process: Mo-molybdopterin cofactor biosynthetic process.